GACAGGAGGGAGGAAGAGCAGAAAGAUGCAUAUACAAAAGACAGCGGAUAGCCUGGUUAGCAGAUAGCCUUGUUACAGAUAGCCUGGUUAGCAGAUAGCCUUGUUACAGAUAGCCUGGUUAGCAUAUAGCCUGGUUACAGAGAGCCUUGUUACAGAUAGCCUGGUUACAGAUAGCCUUGUUACAGAUAGCCUGGUUACAGAGAGCCUUGUUACCGGAUAGCCUGGUAACAGAUAGCCUGGUUACAGAUAGCCUGGUUAGCAGAUAGCCUGGUUACAGAUAACCUGGUUACAGGUAGCCUGGUUACAGAUAACCUGGUUACAGGUAGCGGUUGAUUUGGUGACGGUGAAGGAGGCGCAGAUGGAGUCGGAGGAAAGCCUGCUGAACGUGUUUGUGCUGCUGCUGUUCGCAUCUCUGCUCACCGUGGUGGGUCCCUCUGCCCCUGAGGAGGGAUGGCAGGUGUACAGCUCAGCUCAGGACCCUGAAGGCCGAUGUGUCUGCACCGUGGUCGCUCCCCAGAACAACGUCUGCUCCCGGGACGCCCGGACCAAGCAGCUGCGCCUCCUGCUGGACAAGGUUCAGAAUAUGAGUCAGUCCAUCGAGGUUCUGGACCGGCGUACUCAGCGAGAUCUGCAGUUUGUGGAGAAAAUGGAGGUUCAGCUAAAGGGUCUGGAAACUAAAUUCCAACAGGUGGAGGACGGACACGAGAGCAACUGGGCCAAACAGUACCAGUCCAUCAAAGCUAAGAUGGAAGAGUUGCGUCCUCUCAUCCCGGUCCUGGAGGCCUACAAGGCGGACGCUCUGCUGGUGCGACAGUUUAAGGAGGAGGCGUCAAACGUGACAGAGCUGCUGGGAACACUGCAGGAGCAGCUGGGAGGUGUCGACUACCAGGAGGUCCACAGCCGAGUGCUGGACCUGGAGGAGCGGCUGAGGGCCUGCAUGCAGAGGCUUGCCUGCGGGAAGCUGACAGAAUUUCUGAGCAGUCACCAUCAGACGUCUGGAUAGUUUGGAUCGUGGAUGACCGACCCGCUGCUGCAGCUGGGAGAACAACAGAGUAAGUCGCAUCUAAAACACAAUGUCACAACCAUCAACAACACAAUGUCACAACAACACAAUGUCACAACAUCAACAACACAAUGUCACAACAUCAACAACACAAUGUAA
Eleginops maclovinus (Patagonian blennie) is the source of this 1162-nucleotide messenger RNA. RefSeq names its product noelin-like. The record is from RefSeq and is a predicted model, not a curated record. Lineage: Eukaryota; Metazoa; Chordata; Actinopteri; Perciformes; Eleginopidae. Gene Ontology annotation, biological process: signal transduction.